AACUUGCCACCACCGUCCGGUUAUUUUGUUAUCAUUUUGCAUCUUUCACCGUAAACAGAAAUUGUCCGACAAAAAUGGUUAAAAUAGGCCUGCAGAUAAAGGCAACGUUAGAGAAUGUCGACGAAAUCAAAACCAGCCAUCCAAGCUACACAUUUUUCAUUAAAAUCAAAUGUUCAAAUUGUGGUGAAGAAUCGGAAAAAUGGCAUGACCUGACUGAGGAUGAAACGACCAAUGAAGAUUCAAGGAACCCGAAGGGAUUCAACUUUUACAUGAAAUGUAAAUUGUGUUCCCGUGAAAAUUCAAUUGACAUUUUGGAAGGAACCAAUGCUGCCUACUCUGCUGACGACUCAGAAAAGUUCAAAACAAUUGUGUGCUUCGAUUGUCGCGGUGUUGAACCGGUUAAAUUUACACCCCGAUCUGGAUGGAUUGUGCAGAGCACGGAGAAUGGACAGAGAUACGAGGAUGUCGAUUUGUCGGAAGACGACUGGGUGGAGUAUGACGAGAAGAAUAAGCAGGACGUUGGCGUCUAUUCGUUUGAGUCACAGUUUGUCAAAUUGAAGAAAUAGAAUUUGCAUGAACCGACAAUAAAUGUGUUGAAAGUCAAGACCUG
Molecule: messenger RNA, 610 nt
Organism: Bradysia coprophila
Lineage: Eukaryota; Metazoa; Arthropoda; Insecta; Diptera; Sciaridae
Product: UPF0587 protein CG4646
Molecular function (GO): zinc ion binding
Source: RefSeq, a predicted model, not a curated record